This is a messenger RNA of Linum trigynum, 2934 nucleotides long. NCBI's taxonomy places the organism in Eukaryota, Viridiplantae, Streptophyta, Magnoliopsida, Malpighiales, Linaceae. The record is from the annotation of a GenBank genome assembly.
UAAAUCUUGGGGUUGGGGGGGGGGGGAUCAAUUAAUUUUUUUCUCGGAGGGAAGGCGAUUUUUUCCAUCCCGCGCAGCUUAGGGUUUUCGCUUCGCCUCCAUGUCGGCAGUGACUGCGCCGCUGGCGAGGGGUGGCUCGGACUGUCAGAUGACGCCUGAAACCAUUGUUGGACAAAGAAGGCCUCCUACGGAAUCAUCUUCCCCGAAUCCAAAAGGGGAUCGUGAGGCGCAACAAACUAAGAAACGAGCGAAAGCGUCCAUGAACGACUUUGUUGAUAGUGAGUGUGGGGAUGAAGGUCCGGAGGACGUAAGCAAAGAAGCGCAACGUGAUAAGGCCCCUCAACCCCACAACGGCCCAGCUAGGGGGAAUGGAGCGGCAACGGCACGCCGGCUGUUUGGCGGUGCUGUACGAACUGACGUCUGGUGCGUAGCAGACUCAGACUCUGAAGAUAUUGCUGAAACGAUCAAAAGAGAAGGCCGGGAUGAUGGUUUUAUGGGAGAGGAAGACCCUAAGUUCCCCUCUAUCCACUUCACUACUGCCGAAGAAAACUUAUUUCGUCAUCAGUAUCGAUCCGCGUUGGUAGUGAAAGCACUUGAGAGAAUGGUGUCUUAUACCCUAAUGGACAGGCGCCUACAAAGCAUAUGGGCAAAAACGGGGGGUGUACAGGUUACUUCUGCCAAGAACGGGUAUUUCCUGGUUAGAUUCACAAGCGGGGUGGACUAUGAAAGAGCGAUCACAGGAGGGCCCUGGUUACUAGGUGACAACUACCUGACAGUGCACCAAUGGACUCCAGACUUUGACCCGUGUGAACACAAGAUAUCAUCUACCCUUGUUUGGGCGCGACUACUACAGAUUCCAAUCCACUAUUUCCAUCCAGUGGCGGUCAUGAAGAUUGGGAACCGUAUCGGAAAGCCCAUCCGUGUGGAUCAGGCUACUAGUACGGGCGCCAGAAGUGAUUACGCUCGAGUUUGUGUUCAAGUUGAUCUGACAAAACCGCUGCUAUCGCAAUUCAAUAUAAACGGUAAGAAAUACUUCAUUCAAUAUGAAGGACUGGAGAAGAUAUGCCUGCAAUGUGGAACCUAUUUUAACCGGACUCGCUGCUACUGUACUACCCCCAUGGUGACUGAGGACCAGCCGAUUGAGCGGGAGGAAGUCAGCCAGAGAGAAUCACAACUUGUUGAGGAGAAGGACGCCAUCUACGGUGAGUGGAUGAUUGCAAAGAAGAAGCCGCGUGCACGCCUGAACCAUACUUCGAAGGGGCCUGCAAGAGGGAGGGAAUCCCAAAAGAAAGGGGGAGCGCCGAGUGGCUCCCGGUACACAUUUCUAGAUGAGGAAGAGGCUACUGUGAGCCACCCUGACCAACACCAGGCAUCCCCUACUCUCCCCAGACAUGAUUCACAUGGGAAAAUAUCGGGGGGAAAAGGUGGUGGUAGGCCGGAGAAAAGAAAAAGGAUUGAAUUUGGGUGACAACUGACAAGCAUGCAACUUCACGUGGGCAAGGGUCACAAAGCCAUGCACGACAAAGUGGAACCGCACAGGAGGAAAGGCGAAAGGAGGAUUAGAAUGGGAAUCAUGCCGUGAAUAGCCCCUUGACUAAUGUGGUGCAAUCAUCGGGUGAAGAGUCUGUGGCGAUCUAUGAAGGGCAUGCGGAAGCUAACGCAGAGAGAGCGACGUCGGGCAAGGAAGGGGUGGUAGCUGCAACAAAUCGGGCACUUCAAUCACCUAAACCCCCAGACCCCUCUGUCCCAUCGGAGGAUAUGCUACUAGAUCCAAAUCCCUUGGGUGCGACGACAAGGUCAGUUUUGAGUGCGAGUUUGAAGGAAAGCCCCAUUGAUGGGGUCUCUCCCGCUCAGAACUAGCUGUUGUGUGCAGCGGGGGCCUAAUUUCCACGACGUUUAGAUGAUCAGUAUCUUUACUUGAAACUGUAGGGGAGCAGGAAGUAACAAAUUCUUGCGGGUCUAUAAAGAGUACAAGCGUAAAUAUAAUCCGGGGAUACAGUGAUUGUUGAACCGCGGAUUAGUGGUGAUAGAGCGGAGAAGGUCAUUGAAAAGAUGGGCUAUGAUAGUAACUUAGUAGUAGAUGCGGUGGGGUUCUCGGGAGUCGGCAGGUAUCUGGUUGCUAUGGGACUCCAACCUAUGUACAAUCAAUGAAACCGAUCGAUCAUCACAGUUUCUCCAUGUGAAAGUCGUUGUGGGACGAUCAGCGUGGUUUCUUACAGCUGUCUAUGCAAACCCUGCUCUGGUACAAAGAAGAGAGCUCUGGCAAUCUAUACGUGAUAUAGCUAAGAUGAUGACAGAGCCUUGGAUGCUAGCGGGAGAUUUUAACUCCAUCCUGCAACCGGGUGACAAGAGGGAGGAGCUCCAUUCGAUAAUAGUCGUGCGCGAGAGUUCCAAGAUUGUGUGUUGGACGCGGGGCUCGUGGACUUGGGUUUUGAGGGACCACCCUUCACAUGGUUCAAGACGGGGGUUAUGGAGCGGCUUGAUCGGGGUCUUACCAACCUUGCUUGGGCAGCUGCAUUCCCGAACACUGCGGUCUACCAUCUACCAAAGAUUAAGAGUGAUCACAAGCCACUCCUCCUCAGACUCAACCCAAAUUAUCAAUCGGCGGGGCCCAAGCCUUUUAAAUUCUUGGCGGCAUGGCUGACACAUGAGGGUUACUUAGACAUGGCUAAACAAGCGUGGGACCGAGGUAAUGAUUUGCUUUCUUCGGUGGCAGCUUUCGUGGAGGAUGCUACGCCUUGGAAUAAAAACGUGUUCGGGCACAUUAUAAAGAGGAAGAACUCCCUGAUGUCUCGCAUUGAAAGACUUGAGAGCAGGGGCGGAGCUAGGAUUUAACGAUCGGGGGGGCCGAAGUUUUCGUAAAACGUUAUCGCAAAAGACUAAAAAAAUAGUUUUGUUUUAUUAUAACCACAACAAUAAAUACAUUAAGUUCAA